Carlito syrichta (Philippine tarsier) is the source of this 1372-nucleotide messenger RNA. RefSeq names its product proline rich transmembrane protein 1 (gene PRRT1). Lineage: Eukaryota; Metazoa; Chordata; Mammalia; Primates; Tarsiidae. Gene Ontology annotation, cellular component: membrane. The transcript has 3 exons. The record is from RefSeq and is a predicted model, not a curated record. The annotation marks the transcript as partial.
UGGCUGCCUUCAUCUCUCCAUCUCUGCGCUGCUGCUGGCUGCGCCAUCCCUCACCCAGACUCCGUUGCUGGCUGGGCCCCCACCUCCAGCUACAGGGACCCUAUCCCAGCAAGACCGCAGGCAUGUCAUCGGAAAAGUCAGGCGUAUGCAGGCGGGACCCCGGGCGGGACGGGAGUGACCUCCACUCUCCCCCCACCGCCCCAGGGUCCAGGGCUGGCCCUACUGGAGCCCAGGCGCCCGCCGCACGACUACAUGCCCAUCGCGGUGCUGACCACCAUCUGCUGCUUCUGGCCUACGGGCAUCAUCGCCAUCUUCAAGGCAGUGCAGGUGCGCACAGCUUUGGCCCGCGGAGACAUGGUGUCGGCCGAGAUCGCAUCACGAGAGGCCCGAAACUUCUCCUUCAUCUCCCUGGCGGUGGGCAUCGCGGCCAUGGUGCUCUGUACUAUCCUCACGGUAGUCAUCAUCAUCGCCGCGCAGCACCACGAGAACUACUGGGAUCCCUAAAAACGCCCCAGGUGCGGCCCCAUUCUGCGCCACUCGACCUCCCAGGCGCGUUCUGCAAUCCUGCCGCGGACGCAGUGGGUGCCCUAUACACCCACCUCCGGGGCCGUCAGACUUCGAUACAUCUUAAACUCCGCCUCCACGGAACCGCUUGCCUUGAAAGCAAGCUCCGAAUCCAGUUCCUCAGGACCCCCUCCAAAGCCCACACCCCCAGGGACGCCGCUUUCCGGAAUCCCUGCCAAUCGUUGGGCCCUCAGUCGCUCCAGGCCCACAUUCCCUCAAAGUUCAGCGCCCCCGACCGAGCGCCCUCGAUCUGGCCCCCAAAGCCCCGCCUCCUCUAUAGGCUCCGCCCCAGCUCUGACAAAACCCCGCCUCCAGGUCGGCAGGCUCCGCCUUCUUUUCUUCGCGGGGUGUUUCAGGCCGGUGGUUGGGUUUUUGGCUCCAGGCCUCUCGCGCGGAAGGACGAACUCUUCCCUUUCUCCCGGCGAGAGGGCCGAGCCCCGGGGUAGCCACGCUCCCACGCUCACUCCUCUUUUUGCAAGUACAGUUUUCUUUCCUCUUCCAUCCAGGUCUGCCUAUUUUCUUGCUAAUUCCAGAACCUCUCUUGUUUUUGCAAUGACAGUUGGGAAGUUCCUCGUUUAGGACCCUUUCCCCUGGGAUAAGAAACAUGUACUGUUCUCUGUAAAUACUCCCUUCCACCCAUAUCCACCCCCGGGCAGCCGGGCAGAAGGGAACCCAGGAUAUGGACCUCCCAAUCCGGGGAGAGAGCCGCCCCGCUCUUCCUGCCCCUCGGUGGUCCUCGCCUUGUUCUGAUCUGUGUGUGCGUGUGUGAACUUCCGAAACACAAUAUUAAAGAAACUUAGUGGAUUUA